AUGGCCUCAGGGACUCCUGAACAGGAAAUCACAGAGGAACCCAUAUGUCCCAUCUGCCUGCAAUAUUUCACAAAGCCAGUGAGCGUAGACUGCGGGCACAACUUCUGCCGGGGCUGCAUCACUCGGUACUGUAAAGAAUGGACAACGGGAGACUACGGGCCUUUGUGCUGCUCCGUCUGCAGAGCUCGGAUCCGGACAGGGAAUCUCCGGCCCAACCGGGACCUGGCGCAUAUAAUAGAAAAAAUCCAAGAAGAGGGUUUAAAAGCAGACGAAGCGGGAAAAGAGAAUCUGUGUGCGAGACACAAGGAGAAACUCAACCUGUUCUGUGAGAAGGAUGGGGAAGCCGUGUGUGCGGUUUGCGAGAGAUCCCCAGAGCACAGGUCUCACCCGGUGCUUCUCCUUGAAGUGGCUGCCUGGAAAUAUAAGAAACAAACCCUGACCCAACUGAAGACUCUGAAGAAAGAGCGAGAGGAGCUUCUGGGAUUUAAGGAGACCGAAGAGAGGAAAAUGAAGGAGUACCGGGACAAAAAAGAAGCCGAGAGGCAGAAGGUUGUGUCUGAAUUUGAACAGCUGCACCAGUUCCUGGAGGAACAAGAGCGACUCCUGCUGGCCCGGCUGGGAGAGCUGGAGCAGGAGAUUGUGAGGUGGCAGAACGAGACUGUCACCAAACUCGACAAGGAGAUUUCCCAUCUCAGCGAGCUGAUCAGUGAGAUGGAGGGGAAGGGGCAGCAGCCAGCGAGGGAAUUCCUGCAGGACUCCAGAAGCACCUUGAGCAGGUGCAAAAAAGGGAAGUUCCAGGUGCCGGUGAAGAUCUCUCCUGUGCUGGAAAAAAGACUCAGCAUUUACUCUCAACAAACUCUUGCUCUAAAGGCAACUUUGAGGACCUUCAAAGAGAAUGUGACUCUGCAUCCAGACACGGUUUAUCCCGGACUCGUCCUGUCUGAGGAUCGGAAAAGUGUGCAAUGUGGAGACACCCGGCAGGAUCUGCCUGACAAUCCCGAGAGAUUUGAUCCCGUUCCCUGUGUGCUGGGAUGUAAGGGGUUCACUUCGGGGAGACAUUGCUGGGAUGUGGAGGUGGGAGGUGGGGAACGCUGGGCCGUGGGGGUGGCUAGAGAAUCACUGAGGAGGAAGGGACUGAUCGACUUUAACCCUGAGGGGGGGAUCUGGGCUGUGGAGCGGUGUCUGGAUCAGUACCGGGCUCUCACCUCCCCUGAGGUCCCUCUCUCCUUGAGCCGGAACCCCAGGAGGAUCCGGGUUUCUCUGGACUAUGAGGCAGGGCAGGUGGCAUUCUGCUAUGCAGAUAACGAGGCCCCAAUCUUCACUUUCCCACCAGCCACUUUUUCUGGGGAUAGAAUCUGCCCUUGGCUCUGGGUCUGGAAAUCCCAACUCCAACUGUGUCCCUGA
Molecule: messenger RNA, 1404 nt
Organism: Emys orbicularis (European pond turtle)
Lineage: Eukaryota; Metazoa; Chordata; Testudines; Emydidae
Product: E3 ubiquitin-protein ligase TRIM7-like
Exons: 6
Coding region: 1-1404 (467 amino acids)
Biological process (GO): protein ubiquitination
Cellular component (GO): cytoplasm
Molecular function (GO): protein binding; zinc ion binding; ubiquitin protein ligase activity
Source: RefSeq, a predicted model, not a curated record